Capsella rubella is the source of this 765-nucleotide messenger RNA. RefSeq names its product arabinogalactan peptide 22. The transcript has 2 exons. The record is from RefSeq and is a predicted model, not a curated record. Lineage: Eukaryota; Viridiplantae; Streptophyta; Magnoliopsida; Brassicales; Brassicaceae. The coding region runs from base 326 to 517 and encodes 63 amino acids.
AAGAUACACAUCUUUUUUCAUAAUCCUUGUCAUACACAGCUUAGAAACAGAACAUAAUCAACCGUUUGUUUCGGUUAAUCCUCCAAAAAGAUUUAAUAAUAAAAAUGACAACGCACCAAACCAACGAGUGAUUAAAGAGACUUUAAGCUGUCUACACCCCACGUUCUCUGUGGCAUGUUUUUGCCUAUUUAACCAAAUCUUUAAGGUUCCUUUCUUCUUCUUUAUCAAUCGGUCAUUUUUUUUUCUUUAUUUCUGGUGAGAUAUUACGAAACCAAGAAAAAAAGAUUCCUUCGCCGGAAUAAAUCACCGGAGAUAAAGAAAAAGAAUGGCGUCCCUGAAGUUUCCUUUGGAGAUUCUCGCCGUCUUGGUCGUCAUCUCCGUGAUUCUUUUGCCGAUUGCUCAUGCUCAAUCGUCUUCGCCAGCUCCAGCACCAACCAGCGACGGAACAUCGAUAGAUCAGGGGAUAGCGUAUGUUCUAAUGAUGGUGGCUUUGGCGUUGACUUAUUUCAUUCAUUAAAAUGUGAUUGAUCCGAUCUACUUUGUGUGUUGUUAUCAUCCACAACUCCACAAUGGUUUUGUUCUUUUUUUGGUUUUGUGACGUGAGAUUUGUAGAAAAAAUGAAAUUAGGUUAAUGGUCCUCCUCAUGCGUUGUUCUGUUUUUUGUUUGUUGGUUUUAUGCCGUGUAAUUUUAUUUGUUCUUGUUCAAUGCUAAGCGUAAUUAUAAUAACUAACGUUCAAAGAAGAAGAAAACAAAACUUUUAUUUA